CCUGAUUUCUCGUCUUUUCCGGUUAAGGCCAUAGCGGCACGUUUUAUUUAUUGUGGAAUAUAUAUUUAUUUAUCCCUCGCCAGUGUUGUGGCCUAUUUUAUGACAGGGACAAAAUAUAAUUGUGUAUAUCUAACGGCGCCCAGUUUCAUAUCGCUCGCAAAGACCGAACAAACUGUCAUGGAGGAGGAGACGGUGGAGACAUCAGAGGAGCAGCUGGCAAGGCAGCACCGCAAGGAGAAGAAAGAUAUGCAAGCUAAAAUCCAGAGCAUGAAAAAUGCAAUCCCCAAAAAUGACAAGAAAAGGAGGAAACAGUUGACAGAGGAGAUUGCAAAAAUUGAGGCUGACCUCAACCAGAAGCAUGAGGAAGAAUUGAGGCCACUCAAAUCUACAGCCGACACAGAGGUGAAAGAGGUGUUAAAUGGAGUGGAGACCAUAAAGAUGGACGAUGGAGAAGAAGAGGAGGGGAAACAGCCACGUUUAACCAAGGCCCAGAAAAGAAGGGACAAGAAGGCUGCCGAGGAGAAAGAGAGAGAGAGCAGAAUAGCAGAGGCCGAGGUAGAAAACCUGCAGGGUGUGAGGCACCAGGAGGGUUUAAAGCUGGCUCAGAAACUCGCACAGCAACAGCUUCAGAUCAAGGAGAUCUCCUCUGAUGGCCACUGCAUGUAUCGUGCCAUUGAAGAUCAGCUGGCACAUCGGUCAAAGCCUGGCUUAAUCACACAUGUGAAGGAACUGCGGUCCAGCAGUGCUGAGCACAUGAGAGGCCACGCUGACGACUUCCUCCCUUUCCUCACCAACACCAACACUGGUGACACGUACACGACAGAUGAGUUUGAGAAAUACUGCAGUGAUGUGGAGCACACAGCAGCUUGGGGUGGACAACUGGAAUUGCGAGCUUUGACCCAAGUUCUUCAUUUGCCAAUAGAAGUGAUCCAGGCCGACUCCACAACUAUAAAAAUCGGGGAGGAAUUUGAUAGUGAACCCAUCACCCUUGUCUAUAUGCGUCAUGCCUACGGACUAGGAGAGCACUACAAUUCUGUGGAGAUGCUGAAGGACCCAACCAGUGCAGAGGACAGCUGAGAAACAGCUGGUCCUGGUGUGAUAUUACCAAUGUGUGUAAUGCAGAGUGUGUUCACAUUAAGGGCCCCUAAAUACAAACGUAUUUGGAGGCAGAAGACACCCUCUCCCAUUGAAGACACGCUAAGGUUAACAGAGAAUAUUGCUGUUUUCAGAAUGGCUUCAAAUAAAUAAUGGUAUGUCUCUGUUUAGAAGUCAAAAGAUAUCAGUGGGGAGUGUAAAGUUCUGAAAACAGUAUCAUUGUGCUCAUAAAAUGUAGCAUAAGUAACGUGUUAAUGGUUUUACACUGGACGGCCUUGGCCCUAUUGACCCCCGGGUUCACUUUAGUCAAUUUUGGGAGGCAAUCAUGGUGUACAGCUUACCUAUCAGGUGGCACUACUGUAAUGUAGUUGCUGAACAGAUGUUAACCAAUCAUGUCUCUCCAAAUGUCAACAGAGUGACUGGGGGGAUGUUGAACUUUUGCAGUGUUCUUGGAAUUAACUGAUUUGUGUUGUUACAUAAACACAUAGAAUACUAAUAAGGUAUGUCCCUGCUAUAUUAUUGGGGGUAUGGUAUAAAAUGGUAGAACCUGACCAUAUGCACAUCUCUUAAUUCUUAACAGGUGUUUAGCAACAAUUAUCUGAACAAAAAGAUAAAGACUUACCUAAACACUACUGUCACAAUUCUUUUAUUCUACAUGAACAUGACAUUUUUACCACAAAUGGUCUCCCUCAGGCCAAAUCAAGUUGUCAGUUUAAUAAAAUAGUUAAAACGUAUGUCAUGACUAACUAUCGUAAAAACGACACUGAAGGCCAACCAAAUAUCUACAAUGAAACACAUUACCUUGCAUUUCAUUAUAUACUGUUAUGUAUCAGUGGUGGAAAGUACAUUACUACGUACAUUUACUUUAAUACUGUACUGCAAGUAUUUAUACUUUGUUAUUUAAUGAUAUUAAUUUAAAUAUAAACUUUCUUGUUCUUUUUGCUGGUUACAUUUUUAUGAAAGUUAUAUAUGCAAAACAUGUCUAAAAGAUGAGCCACUGAUGCACCAUACUGCAGUAAUUUACUGUAUGCAUAAAAAAAAGAAGCCUAUUGGUUCAAACUUAUGAACAAAGUUUGAUGAAGCGUUGUCGUGGGUUAUUUAUGUACCCUUUGCAAAUCACGAAAAGAUACCAUUCUGCCAAACAAAAACAAAUGUUGACCCUUUGGUGCAUGCUUGGAAUUAAACCUGCCUAUAACCCUGA
This is a messenger RNA of Cyclopterus lumpus (lumpfish), 2296 nucleotides long. RefSeq names its product OTU deubiquitinase 6B (gene otud6b). Gene Ontology annotation, molecular function: cysteine-type deubiquitinase activity. The record is from RefSeq and is a predicted model, not a curated record. Gene Ontology annotation, biological process: protein deubiquitination. The transcript has 8 exons. NCBI's taxonomy places the organism in Eukaryota, Metazoa, Chordata, Actinopteri, Perciformes, Cyclopteridae. The coding region runs from base 100 to 1077 and encodes 325 amino acids.